Messenger RNA from Charadrius vociferus (killdeer), 1562 nucleotides. RefSeq names its product gap junction protein, gamma 1, 45kDa (gene GJC1). Gene Ontology annotation, cellular component: connexin complex. The record is from RefSeq and is a predicted model, not a curated record. The coding region runs from base 1 to 1182 and encodes 393 amino acids. The transcript has a single exon. Lineage: Eukaryota; Metazoa; Chordata; Aves; Charadriiformes; Charadriidae. Gene Ontology annotation, biological process: cell communication.
AUGAGUUGGAGUUUUCUGACCCGUCUGUUAGAGGAGAUCCACAAUCACUCAACCUUUGUUGGCAAAAUCUGGCUGACAGUGUUGAUUGUAUUUCGGAUUGUUCUAACUGCUGUGGGAGGAGAGUCCAUUUAUUACGAUGAACAAAGCAAGUUUGUGUGCAACACGGAGCAGCCGGGCUGCGAGAAUGUUUGUUACGAUGCUUUCGCUCCUCUUUCGCAUGUGAGGUUUUGGGUCUUUCAGAUCAUUCUCGUUGCCACUCCAUCUGUGAUGUAUUUAGGCUAUGCAAUUCAUAAAAUUGCCCGGAUGGUGGAACACAGCGAAGCCGACAGAAGAAGCAGAAGCAAAAGUUUUUCCAUGCGCUGGAAACAACACCGUGGCUUAGAGGAAACUGAGGAGGACCACGAGGAAGACCCGAUGAUGUACCCAGAAAUAGAGCUGGAAAGUGAACGGGAGAAUAAAGAGCAGCAGGCCCCUGCCAAAGCUAAGCAUGAUGGCAGGCGGCGAAUCCGGGAAGACGGACUCAUGAAAAUUUAUGUCCUGCAGCUUCUGGCGAGGACUACGUUUGAAAUCAGCUUUCUCGUGGGUCAGUAUUUUUUGUAUGGCUUUGAGGUCAGCCCCAUAUUUGUGUGCAGCAGGAAGCCGUGCCCGCACAAAAUCGAUUGUUUCAUUUCAAGGCCAACCGAAAAGACCAUUUUCCUGCUAAUAAUGUAUGGGGUGAGCUGCAUGUGUUUACUUUUGAAUGUCUGGGAGAUGAUCCAUUUGGGAUUUGGCACAAUCCGGGACACGUUGAACAACAAGAGAAAAGAGCUGGAAGACUCUGGUACCUAUAACUACCCUUUUACUUGGAAUACACCGUCUGCUCCUCCUGGCUAUAACAUCGCGGUCAAGCCAGAGCAAAUGCAAUAUACUGAACUGUCCAACGCCAAAAUGGCCUACAAACAGAACAAAGCCAAUAUAGCUCAGGAACAGCAGUAUGGAAGCAAUGAAGAAAACAUUCCUGCCGACCUGGAAAAUCUGCAGAGGGAAAUUAAAGUGGCUCAGGAGCGCCUGGACCUCGCGAUCCAGGCUUACAACAACCAAAACAAUCCCGGCAGUUCCAGAGAGAAGAAAUCCAAAGCAGGCUCAAACAAAAGCAGUGCCAGUAGCAAGUCGGGAGAUGGGAAGAACUCUGUCUGGAUUUAAUGUUGGCUGAGUUUAUAUAUAGUGUUUUUUCUCCUAGUUUAUCAUAACCAGCAACCCCUUGAAUAAUGGCUUCCAUUAAGUAAAUAUUUGACUCUGCUUAUUUUCAGGGAUACCGUUGGCUAGUGAUUCAACCUCUCAGAAAGGGUUUAUUCACAUACUCUAGGAUUAUAGAACUUUAUUCUUCUGUCUUCCAAGUCAGGAGACAAAUAGUUAUAUUUAAAUCAUUCUCAUUGAACGGUUUAUGCUGUAUGUACAGUAUUAUAGUACAUUUAUUAUGCACAAUUUUUUGUAUUUGUACACUGGAUCUCUGACGUUACACUUUUUUUAUAUUAACGAGGAGAAAGCAAUGGGUAGCUGUUAGCAUUUUGCUAGUUUUAUUA